GGCCGUAAAUGGAGCCUCCAUAGCCCCUCUUUCUUCCCUCUCUGAUCAAGAACCAUCCUAUAGAGGAGGGAGACGCAAUCUCCUCCAUCGCGGAGUCCGUGGAAGGCCCGAUGGCGGCGGAGGAGGACGUCCGCCUAGAGGUGGAGGCCGUCCAGGCCGUCUAUGGCGCCGAUUGCAUCGUGAUCCGGGACUUCCCGCCCCAUGUUUCCGUCCACAUCAGGCCUCGUACCGCCGAAGAUUCGUCGCAGCAGUUUGUGGAAGUCAUCCUUGGUAUAAAAGCAUCUAAUCGGUAUCCAAGCACACCUCCUCGUGUGUACAUUGUGGAAGCGAAGGGCCUUGAUGAAAGUCGACAAACAUAUCUAAUUACUAUCAUACAGAGUAAAGCAUUGGAGUUAUCUUCUUGCUUGAUGCUUGUAGCCCUUUGUGAGGAAGCAGUGGAGGUUCUUUCUAAUAUGAACCAUCCUGAAGGAAACUGCCCUUUGUGUUUGUAUCCUUUGGUUGCCAAAGAUAAGACUGGCUCUUCUUUGCCAUUUAUGAAGUUGAUGUCUUGCUAUCACUGCUUUCAUAGUGAAUGCAUUAUCAGGUUUUGGAAAUGGGUACAGGAGGAGAGAGAAUCCAAAGCAACUGAGACAGCCACAGCUACCAAUCUUGAAAGCACAAGAGAUCAGCAAAAAGGAAAUUGUCCUGUUUGUCGCAAGGUGUUCGAUGAGAAAGAUAUUGAGCAUGCUCACGAGUAUCUGGAACCAGAUACAUCUUGCAUGGCUUCUCCAUUAUAUGGCGAAUCUUUUAGCUUAGUCCUGGGAUUCGAUUAGUGAUGGUGUUUGAUUAAUCAAUGGCUACUAGUUACAGGUUUCUUAUAGGAAAGAUAUGUCAGAACAACACUCUCUCUUAGGGAAGUGCAUCAGUUUGGUCUUAACUUGAAGUCAAAUAAAGAAAUGGCGUGCAUCUAUGAGCUCAACAUGAUACUUGGUUGAGUUCGGUUAAGAACCAUCAGGCAUGAACAAGUCAAUGCAUGUUCAUGCUUUUCGAAUUUAUCUCUCUUUGCUUCACCUAAUGAUUUCUGUCAUAAUUUGUCUUGGCACAAAUUAUAGGGGUUAAGGUCCUUUUUUUGUUAUAAGAAAGUAUAUUUUACAUGCAAUCUAUAUUAUAUGUGUGUUUUGAUGAUGGCGUUGGUUGUGAAGCUUGGCAUAAAGCAGACAGGUUGUUGAUGGUAUGCCCUAGUUUGAUGAGGGAGGAGUAAUGGAGAUUUACAUCACAAUGAACUUGGCUGUGUGUGUGUGUGUGUGAGAGAGAGAGAGAGAGAGAGAGAGAGAGUUGGCGAGGUUGCUACACAAGAAAGAAGCAUAGAUGUGCUGGUGGCAGUUCUUUAAGGAUGGAGGUUGUAGGAGAGGGGUGGCGGCGGUGGAUCUUCCUUCUCAUGUUACUAGUGUAAAGUUGCUGUGAAAUCUGAAGAGAAAGUGUCAUACGAGGACCCCCUCCCCUUUCUCUUUCUCUCUGUCCUCUUGUAUGUGACUGAAAACAUUUUUGAGUAACUCUGUUGCCAUUGACAAGAAGCCACUUAGAUAACUUUUGGUUUGCAGGGUCUUUCAGGAAUAGACGAGGGAGAAGAUGACGAGCUGCUACUUUCAAAGUCGGAGAAAAACAGAAGGCAGCAUUUUGAGGCCCUCUUGAAGUUGCAGCAGGACAACAAUGGCUUAAUUGAACCCAGGAAAGAUCUCGCCAUACUACCUGGAAUGUUUCUUCCUGAGCCCAUCAACCCGCCCACUGUAUCCUCAGCAACCAGCAGCGAGUCUGUGAUUCCGCCUACUACAUCUGCAGGAACCAGUGAAAACGAUGCUGACCAAGCUGUUUCACGCCAUGCUUCCGAGGAAACAAAUGCAAGCAACUCCACGAACAAGGCCACCAUGAGCAACAACAGGAAGAACAACAUGAGAAGAAAGGGUAGAGCCCACACUCCAAGAGUACAACAACAUGGGCAGUCCACUAGAAAACAGUGGAUUAGGAAGGAACCGAAUACUUCACACCAAUAACACACACUCAAAAUGUUAAUUUUCUUUUCCUUUUCCUGUGAUCACUCCCCACAUCAGCAAUUUUCAUUAUUGUUGUGCGAGAAAGAGGAGAGCUGCUGUUUUCUACAUUCAUAACUGCCCACAAAGCUGCUUUGCUACGGUGAACCCUUUUCCGAAUGA
Molecule: messenger RNA, 2189 nt
Organism: Musa acuminata subsp. malaccensis (wild Malaysian banana)
Lineage: Eukaryota; Viridiplantae; Streptophyta; Magnoliopsida; Zingiberales; Musaceae
Source: RefSeq, a predicted model, not a curated record